AUGGCUGUAUUGUUUCUCUGUAACUAUGCUCUUGAACUUGGGUGGUACAGCACCUCCGUCCAGGUGUUGAGCAAGCCCGAACUGGACACAUUUAGAAAGGGGCGGGACAAGGGUGCUUCCCGAAGCUUCUCUUUCGCAGCUUUUUGGCUGCACCUCACAGGCGGCUCCGUGGUUCAGCAUUUACUAGAUGCUGAGAACAACAAAGGUGAAAAGGGCAGCAAAGACCUGCAGAUCUUUUGUGUCUCCUGCGGGCAGCCCAUCUCUAAGCGUGUUGCCUUGCACCACAUGGAACGCUGCUUUGCCAAGUAUGAGUGCCAACGGUCCAUUGGGUCCCUGUACCCUACUUGCAUUGAAGGGACCACAUGGUUCUACUGUGAUGCCUACAGUCUGAAGAGUAAGAGGUACUGUAAGCGCCUCAAGGUGCUGUGUUCUGAGCACUCUUGGGACCCCAAGGUGCCAAAGGAUGAGGUGGGCGGUUGUCCACUAGUGCAUAAUGUCUUUGAGUUCACGGGUAAUUUCUGUUGCCUCCCCAAAUGCCUGUGCAACUGCUACUACAGCUGGGAGAAGCUGAGGCGUGCCGAGGUGGACCUGGAGCGCAUGCAGGCGUUGCACAAGCUGGAACAGCUGUUUGAGCAGGAGCAGAAGGUGCACACGUUUUUGAUGAACCGGGUGGGGCUGCUGGCUCUGAUGCUGCACAAGACGAUCCAGCAUGACCCAUUCACCAGUGACUUGUGCUCCAGGGUGGACAUCUAA
Messenger RNA from Mandrillus leucophaeus (drill), 753 nucleotides. Its product is annotated as CXXC-type zinc finger protein 1-like. Gene Ontology annotation, cellular component: Set1C/COMPASS complex. The record is from RefSeq and is a predicted model, not a curated record. Gene Ontology annotation, biological process: positive regulation of DNA-templated transcription. NCBI's taxonomy places the organism in Eukaryota, Metazoa, Chordata, Mammalia, Primates, Cercopithecidae. Bases 1 to 753 code for a protein of 250 amino acids. The transcript has 6 exons.